Triplophysa dalaica is the source of this 1534-nucleotide messenger RNA. It is a transcript of the gene rnd3b, whose product is annotated as Rho family GTPase 3b. The coding region runs from base 265 to 942 and encodes 225 amino acids. Gene Ontology annotation, biological process: small GTPase-mediated signal transduction. Gene Ontology annotation, molecular function: GTP binding; GTPase activity. The transcript is spliced from 5 exons. Lineage: Eukaryota; Metazoa; Chordata; Actinopteri; Cypriniformes; Nemacheilidae. The record is from RefSeq and is a predicted model, not a curated record.
AGUAACGAUCCGAGGGUUUUAUUUCGCAACGCAAAGAGGAUGCGCCUUGUGCCUCUACAGUUUGAGAAUUUAAAAUUGGAGGAUCUUUUAAGACAAUUUACCGCGCUUUAAGACUGAAUAUAUCACUGACCGAUGCUUUUCUGCUCCAGCGCUUCUCUGACUGUAACAUGAUGGAGAGACUUAAUUCAGUCUCUAUUCUCACGCGCUCAUCCGGUUGAUGUUUGAAGUGCACUGAAGGAAGAUGAGGUCGAAACCGAGUCUAUAAUGGAUCAUCCUCACGAUCUGAAAUGUAAAAUAGUUGUGGUCGGGGACACUCAGUGUGGGAAGACGUCCUUGUUAAGUGUGUUUGCGAAGGACUCAUUUCCAGAGAAUUACGUUCCCACAGUAUUUGAAAACUACACGGCAAGUUUUGAGAUCGACACGCUGAGAGUUGAGCUCAGUCUUUGGGAUACAUCAGGGUCUCCUUAUUACGACAAUGUGCGGCCCCUAUCGUACCCGGAUGCCGAUGCAGUUCUCAUCUGUUUCGACAUCGGUCGACCAGAUACUCUGGACAAUGUUCUAAGAAAGUGGAAAGGAGAAAUCGAGGAAUUCUGUCCCAAUACUAAAAUCCUUUUGGUUGGAUGCAAGUCAGACCUGCGUACAGACCUGGCCACAUUUGUGCAACUAUCCAAUGAGAUACCUUUAUCUUAUGACCAGGGUUCCAAUAUGGCCAAGCAGAUCUCUGCCCCUUACAUUGAAUGCUCAGCGCAGCAGUCUGAUAACAGUGUAAGGGACAUUUUCCACAUAGCCACAUUGGCUUGCAUCAGUAAAACCAAGAAAAACGUCAAACGCAUCAAGUCAACCAGAGCCACAAAGAAGACCUCACACGUACCCAACCGACGUGAACUGGACUCUGUGUCAUGUCUACACAAGACCAAGACAAAAUCCUGCACAGUCAUGUGACUUCAGACACCACACAAAGCAUUUAAGGAGUUUCUACGCGCCUUCUUCUCCAGGAUUUUUACAUUAGAAAAUGAAUGGACCAUGAACUGAAGGGAGCUAUAUUGAACUUCACCAGUAUAAAUAUUCAUCUUUAAUGAGACUCAAGCCUUUUCUUCCCUGCUUAAAUAUGCAUUUUUAAACAUCUCAGACCUUUUAAAACAUGAACAUAAAGGUUCAUUUAUACUGCCAAAGAAUAAUCACCUAAAACCCCUUUAAAUACUGCCAAAUUUUAUUUCCUCAGAACCUUGUUUUUGAUUGAAACUAACUCUGGUUUAUGGAUGUAAACCACUUUGUCAGUGCUGCUAAUCUCAGGUCUGUUUUAUUACACCUGACUACACCAAAAAGUUACAAAUUAUGUCACAAAUAGAUUGUAGGUUAUGUUACAUAUCUAAAAUUAGGUAAUAAAUGAAACAACCGAAGAAACUGGUACGUCUGAUAAAAACAUUGGAGGAAAUACAUAUUUCCAACUUAUAUCAUAUUUCAAACAACAUAUCUUACAUCUGCUUGUAGCAAUUCUAUUUAUCUAUUAUAAACAAUUUAAAGGUUUCCUGAA